Molecule: messenger RNA, 1627 nt
Organism: Neomonachus schauinslandi (Hawaiian monk seal)
Lineage: Eukaryota; Metazoa; Chordata; Mammalia; Carnivora; Phocidae
Gene: SLC29A4
Product: solute carrier family 29 member 4
Exons: 11
Coding region: 50-1627 (525 amino acids)
Biological process (GO): nucleoside transmembrane transport
Cellular component (GO): plasma membrane
Molecular function (GO): monoamine transmembrane transporter activity; nucleoside transmembrane transporter activity
Source: RefSeq, a predicted model, not a curated record
CGGGCGCGCCGAGGACCCCGGGGCCCGGCCGUGCAGAGCACGGCCUACCAUGGGCUCCGUGGGCAGCCAGCGCCUCAAGGAGCCCAUCACGGCGGGCACGCCGGACAGCAGCAUGGUGAUGAGCUUCAGCUUCGACGGCUGUCGGCUCGAGGAGGAGGCGGCGGGGACGGCUCAGGGCCAGGGCGGCGCAACCAGGGGCGUCCCAGGUUUCACGGACUCUGCGGUCGAGGAGCCAGUGACUGAUGACCGCUACCACGCCAUCUACUUCGCGAUGCUGCUGGCUGGUGUGGGCUUCCUGCUCCCAUACAACAGCUUCAUCACCGACGUGGACUAUCUGCACCACAAGUACCCAGGGACCUCCAUCGUGUUCGACAUGAGCCUCACCUACAUCCUGGUGGCGCUGGUGGCCGUGCUCCUGAACAACGCGCUGGUGGAGAGACUGAGCCUGCACACGAGGAUCACCGCGGGCUACCUCUUGGCCUUGGGCCCCCUCCUCUUUAUCAGCAUCUGUGACGUCUGGCUACAGCUCUUCUCUCAUGACCAGGCUUACGCCAUCAACCUGGCCGCUGUAGGCACCGUGGCCUUAGGCUGCACAGUGCAGCAAUCCAGCUUCUAUGGGUACACGGGGAUGCUGCCCAAGAGAUACACCCAGGGCGUGAUGACCGGGGAGAGCACGGCGGGCGUGAUGGUGUCCCUGAGCCGCAUCCUCACCAAGCUGCUGCUGCCGGACGAGCGGGCCAGCACGCUCAUCUUCUUCCUGGUGUCCGCGGGCCUGGAGCUGCUCUGCUUCCUGCUGCACCUGCUGGUGCGGCGCAGCCGUUUCGUGCUCUCGCACACCACGCGGCCCCGCGACAACCGUCCGGGCUGCAGAGCCGGCUACCGUGUGCACCACGACGUCGCCGCGGGCAACAUCCACUUUGAGCACCAAGGCCCAGGCCUGGCCGACGGCGGGUCCCCGAAGGACAGCCCGGCCCACGAGGUGACCGGCGGCGGGGGCGCCUACACGCGCUUUGAUGUGCCUCAGCCGAGAGUGACGCGGAGCUGGCCCUCCUUCAGAGCCCUGUUGCUGCACCGCUAUGCCGUGGCCCGCGCCAUCUGGGCCGACAUGCUCUCCAUCGCCGUGACCUACUUCAUCACACUGUGCCUGUUCCCGGGUCUCGAGUCCGAGGUCCGCCACUGCGUCCUGGGCGAGUGGCUGCCCAUCCUCAUCAUGGCUGUGUUCAACCUCUCCGACUUCGUGGGCAAGAUCCUGGCAGCUCUGCCCAUGGACUGGCGGGGCACCCACCUGCUGGCCUGCUCCUGCCUGCGCGUGGUCUUCAUCCCCCUCUUCAUCCUGUGCGUCUACCCCAGUGGCACGCCCGCCCUGCGCCACCCGGCCUGGCCCUGCGUCUUCUCUCUGCUCAUGGGCAUCAGCAACGGCUACUUCGGCAGCGUGCCCAUGAUCCUGGCGGCGGGCAAAGUGAGCCCCAAGCAACGCGAGCUGGCAGGGAACACCAUGACCGUGUCCUACAUGACGGGGCUGACGCUGGGCUCCGCCGUGGCCUACUGCACCUACAGCCUCACCCGGGACGCCCCCAGCAGCUGUUUCCACACCUCCACCAACUCCUCCUUCCCCACUGGCCUCUGA